AGAAGCAAGACAUCAUCAUGGCUGGCUACGCUCCUUACGGUGGUGGACCCUAUGGCGGCGGACCUCCGCAGCAGCCUGCGUACGGCGGACAACAAUACCCCCCACAGGGACAGCAGUACCCGCCGCAGCCGGGAUAUGGCCACCCACCUCCGGGUCCUGCAGGCGAUCCUCUUUGGGGCUACUUUUCGUCCGUGGCAGGCCAGGACGGUCAAAUUACGGCCGAUGAGCUUCAGACGGCACUCACCAACUCGGGCAUGGCAGCCUACCCGCGCCCAGGGGCCCAGUUCAGCCUCGAAACGUGCCGCCUCAUGAUUUCCAUGCUCGAUGCGGAUCGCAGCGGCACAAUGGGGUUUGAGGAGUUUCGCCAGUUGUACCAGGCCUUGGAAAUGUGGAAGACCACGUUCCAAGGCAUUGAUGCCGAUCGCUCCGGCGCUGUGGAGCGCGGUGAACUCAAGUCGGCCAUGACCAAGUUUGGGUACAACCUCUCUGAUGCGGCGAUCGAUGUUAUGAUGCGUCGCUACGGCAAGCAUCAGGCUCACCAAAUCACGUUUGAUGAUUUUGUGGCGCUGGCGGUGCGCGUCCGGGCAUUGACGGAGCGUUUCCGCCAACGUGACACCCAGGGCACAGGUCAUGCUGCUUUCUACUACGAUGACUUUAUUCAGGUGGCCAUGUCUUGCUGAGGACCCAGCGCGUUUAUGACUGGCCUCGUGGUGUCUCCCUGAUGCGCGGCGUGCGUUUUGUUGAGUGACUUGUUUUUGUUUUAUUGUCAACUUAUGUUCUGAUGUGCUCUUUCAAAGCCAUUUCCUGCCACGUGCUUGUC
Molecule: messenger RNA, 820 nt
Organism: Monosiga brevicollis MX1
Lineage: Eukaryota; Choanoflagellata; Craspedida; Salpingoecidae
Exons: 7
Coding region: 18-680 (220 amino acids)
Molecular function (GO): calcium ion binding
Source: RefSeq, a predicted model, not a curated record